UCCAGAAAGCCCGUCUGGCCAGGAUACGAAUAUCCAAGACAGGAAGCUCCAAUGCCUUCCUCCACAGCAAACGGAAUGGCCUCUUCAGCGACACCUUGGAGCUCACGGUAAGAAAACACUCAAUACAACCACCACUGACUGGGCCUCCCUAGUGGUGCAGUGGGCUGUGCCACUAGAGAUCCUGGUUCGAAUCCAGGCUCUGUGCCACUAGAGAUCCUGGUUCGAAUCCAGGCUCUGUUGUAGCCGGCCGCGACCGGGAGACCCAUGGAGUGGCGCACAAGUCGUCCAGGGUAGGGGAGGGAAUGGCUGGCAGAGAUGUAGCGCAGUUGGUAGAGCAUGGCGUUUGCAUCGCCAGGGUUAUGGGUUCGAUUCCCACGGGGGGCCAGUAUGAAAAAUAAAAUAAAAUAUGUAUGCACUCACUAACUGUAAGUCGCUCUGGAUAAGAGCGUCUGCUAAAUGACUAAAAUGUAAAAUGUACUAGUCUAAUUAAUCGAUAGCAUCCCUCUUCACAACACUUCUGGACUCAAAUAACUAAAAGACUCACACCACACGACCUUUAACCUUUAACUCACAAAGGCCCUCUCUACAAGCCAGCCCAGUCACAACAGUAGAAUGCUGUAUGUUUGCCCUGAACGUGUGCGUACAUUGGAGUGACACUUUACCCCGUGGGACAGACUCCUGCCUCUCUCAAGUACCAGCUCAUAUAAUCACGCUUUGACUGCACUUCAUUGAACACUUUAUAGAUUGCGUCCUUCUUCCGUCUCCUUGAGUUAAUCAUUGACUCAUAACUUAUGGGAUAGAUCAAAAUAAGGUUACUACAUUCCCCAAUCCAACCUUAUCAGAUCAGUUACUUCCUCAAGGCAGUAAGGAGAGAGAUGUCUUUAUUCAAACAGGGCCUGGCCUGGCUUCUGAGAACAGCUAAAUGCAGUCCUGUUAAAUAUGCCGUAGUGUUAAUUUGAACAUCUUGGUGCUCAGCUGGGAUCCAGGCUAGCAGACAUGUAAACACAUGUUCCUCCUCUCCUUUCCUCUCCUCUCUUCUCUGGGCUGAGAUACACCAAAACACAAGGACAAUUUAGCUGUCUCCGUUUCUGAAUGUAUAGCUUAUCCUUCUAUACACCCAUGAAUUGUACUGGGAUUUGACUGUGCCUCCACCAGCUCUGGUUACUUUAGGUCCCAAGCAAAACGAUGUCGUUGAAGUCACAGGGUUAAAGCCAGCAGACCUUCGAUACAUCUGCACCACACAGAAGAUUAGUACAUUGUGUCAGUGUAUUAUGCAGCGUCACCUGGUUCCCAACCUGCCUGUAGUGUAGAUAAUGGACCAGCCACCUGGGUGAUUCACAGCAGCCCUCACACCAGUGGAGGCUGCUGAGGGGAGGACGGCUCAUAAUAAUGGCUGGAACGGAGCCAAUGGAAUGGCAUCAAACCAUGUGUUUGUUGUAUUUGAUACCAUUCCACCUAUUCCGCUCCAGCCGUUACCACGAGCCCGUCCUCCCCAAUUAAGGUGCCACCAACCUCCCAUGCCUCACACAGCCUGCUGAUUCUUUGGCUUUAGUCUUUAGUAAUGAGUAGGACAGAACCAGAAAUAGCUGUGUCUGUGUACUGUAGCUCAGCACUGUUCAGGUGAACUCUCCCCCACAGCACAUAGAAACAUGUGCUGCAGCACUGCUCACAUACACAGGGGAGGAGGGAACUACAUAAUAACACACAGCAGACAUGGUGGAAACUCAGCCCGGUCUCAUGGACUCAAUUCGGAACACUCAAAUUAGUAUGAUAUGUUACGUUUGGUAUGGUUACAUAAGACAGAAGGUUACUUAAGGCAAAAAACGAAAGUAGGACGGUUAGUCGGGGAGGAUGGGUGGGUGUAUAGAGCGCACCUGAUUCUAAUAAUUAGCUGGUUGAUAAGCUGAAUCAGGUUAGUUACAACUGGGGUUGGUGCGAAAACCUACAGGAGGGUAGCUCUCCACGAACAGGGUUGGAGAGCCCUGCUUUAACCUAACUUCUAACCUUAACCCCUAGCCUAGCUAACGUUAGCCACCUAGCUAACGUUAGCAUUAAACCACGUAGCCACCUAGCUAGGUUUAGCCACAACAAAUUGGAAUUCGUAACAUAUCAUAUGUUUAGCAAAUCCGUAACAUAUUAUACAAAUUGCAAUUCGUAACAUUUUGUAUGAAUUGUAAUUCGUAACAUAUCAUACGAAAUGGAAUAUGGACAUCCACAAAUUAAUACAUACAGUGCAUUCAGAAAGUAUUCAUACCCUUUGACUUAUUCCACAUUUUGUUGCGUAACAGUCUGAUUUCAAAUAUGGAUUGAAUAAAUGUUUUGCUCACCCAUCUACACACAAUACCCCAUAAUGGCAAAGUGAAAACAUGUUUUUAGUAAUUUUAGCAAAUGUAUUGAAAAUGAAAUACAGAAAUAUAAAAUGUACAUAAGUAUUCACACCCCUGAGUCAAUACAUGUUAGAAUCACCUUUGGCAGCGAUUAUACCUGCAAGUCUUUCUGUGUAAGUCUCUAAGUGCUUUCCACACCUGGAUAGUGCAACAUUUGCAUAUUAUUCUUUUUAAAAUUCUUCAAGCUCUGUCAAGUUGGUUGUUGAUCAUUACUAGACAGACAUUUUUAAGUCUUGCCAUAGAUUUUCAAGCCGAUUUACAUCAAAACUGUAACUAGGCCACUCCGGAACAUUCAAUGUCGUCUCCAGUGUAUAUUUGGCCUUGUGUUGUAGGUUAUUGUCCUGCUGAAAGGUGAAUUUGUUGGAAAGCAGACUGAACCAGGUUUUCCUCUAGAAUAUUUCCUGUGCAUAGUUCUAUUCUGUUUUUUAUUUUUUAUUUUUUUUACUCCCUAGUCCUUGCCGAUGACAAGCAUACCCAUAACAUGAUGCAGCCACCACCAUGCUUGAAAAUAUGAAGAGUGGAACUCAGUGAUGUGUUUGCCCCAAACAUAACUCUUUGUAUUCGCGACAUAAAGUUAAUUUCUUUGCCACAUUUUUUGCAGUUUUACUUUAGUGCCUUAUUGCAAACAGGAUGCAUGUUUUGGAAUAUUUGUAUUCUGUACAGGCUUCCUUCUUUUCACUCUGUCAUUUAGGUUAGUAUUGUGGAGUAACUACAAUGUUGUUGAUCCAUCCUCAGUUUUCUCCUAUCACAGCCAUCAAACUCUGUAACUGUUUUAAAGUCACUAUUGACCUCAUGGUGAAGUCCCUGAGCGAUUUCCGUCCUCUCCGGCAACUGAGUUAGGAAAGACGCCUAUAUCUUUGUAGUGAAUGGGUGUAUUGAUACACCAUCCAAAGUGUAAUUAAUAACGUCACCAUGCUCAAAGGGAUAUUUAGUGUCUACCAAUUGGUGCCCUUCUUUGUGAGGGAUUGGAAAACCUCCCUGGUCUUUGUGGUUUGAAAUUCACUGCUUGACUGAGGGACUUUACAGAUAAUUGUAUAUGUGGGGUACAGAGAUGAGUUAGUCAUUAAAAAAUCAAGGUAAACACUAUUAUUGCACACAAGAGUGAGUCCAUGCAACUUAUUAUGUGACUUGGGGCGGCGCACAAUUGGCGCACAAUUAGCCCAGCGUCGUCCAGGGUAGGGGAGGGAAUGGCCAGCAGGGAUGUAGCUCAGUUGGUAGAGCAUGGCGUUUGCAACGCCAGGGUUGUGGGUUCGAUUCCCACGGGGGGCCAGUAUGAAAAAAAAAAUAUAUAUAUAUAUAUAUAUAUAUAUAUAUAUAUAUAAUGUAUGCACUCACUAACUGUAAGUCGCUCUGGAUAAGAGCGUCUGCUAAAUGACUAAAAUGUAAAUGUAAAAUGUUAAGCACAUUUUUACUCCUGAAUUUAUUUAGGCUUGCCCUAACAAGGGGGCUGAAUACUUAUUGGCUCAACACAUUUCAGCUUUUAAUUUUUUUAUAACUUUUUUAUUUUCUAAAAACAUAAUUCCACCUUGACAUUAUGGGGUAUUGUGUAUAGGCCAGUGACUCGAAAUCUCAAUUUAAUACAUUUUAAAAUCAGGCUGCAACACAACAAAAUGUGGAAAAAGUCAAGGGGUGUGAAUACUUUUGAAGGCACUGUACCAUACGAAACGUAACAUAUCAUACUAAUUGGAGUGUCCUGGAUUUCCAUUUACUAUAUUGCAUCUACCACUGAGUCCAGGUUGGGAAACUAAACGUUAAAAUGAUUAAAGGCUGUAUUGUAUUCAGCGAUAAAAGAAAAAAAAAUAGUAGGGGUAGAUUUUAGGUGGUUUGAUGUUUAUGCAUUUUAACAAGCCAAACAAAGGGGUUUGUCAGGGAUUGCAGUGUGCUGUGCUGUCAGCCCUGACUGAUGCAACCCAGUGAAAGUAUACAGUAUGCGUACGUAACAGUGUUGCGUCCGUCCCUCUCCUUGCACCAACCUGGGCUUGAAUCAGGGACCCUCUGAACACAUCAACAACAGUCACCCACGAAGCAUCAUUACCUAUCGCUCCACAAUAGUCGUGGCCCUUGCAGAGGGAAACAACUACUUUAAGGUCUCAGAGCGAGUCACGGCACCUAUUGAAACGCUACUAGCGUGGUGCUAACUAGCUAGCCAUUUCACCCCUGUUACACGUAUCUGGAGCAAAGACCUCCCCCCAUUUUCUCUGACUGACAUUCAGAGGCCUUCUACCCCUCUAUAUCUAGCCUUAGGUAUACUACAGACCAAACACGCAUCCUUAUACUUAAUUUUGACAUACUAAUUUAUUUAUGUAGUUGACAUACAUUUAUCAACAUUAGAAUAAACAUUAAUCAACGUUUGAGCCAAACACCUAGCCGUCUGGCCCUCUAGGCUGUUGCUCCUGCUCCCUCAGCCCAGAGCCCAGAGCUAUAGCCAGCAGCAGUCAGGAGCUAUAGCCAGCAGCAGUCCAGAGCUAUAGCCAGCAGCAGUCCAGAGCUAUAGCCAGCAGCAGUCCAGAGCUAUAGCCAGCAGCAGCCCAGAGCUAUAGCCAGCAGCAGCCCAGAGCAUAGCCAGCAGCGUCAGCCAGAGCUAUAGCCAGCAGCAGUCAGAGCAUUAGCACAGCAGUCCAGAGCUAUAGCCAGCAGCAGUCAGGAGCUAUAGCCAGCAGCAGUCCAGAGCUAUAGCCAGCAGCAGCCCAGAGCUAUAGCCAGCAGCAUCAGUCCAGAGCUAUAGCCAGCAGCAGUCAGGAGCUAUAGCCAGCAGCAGUCCAGAGCUAUAGCCAGCAGCAUCAGUCCAGAGCUAUAGCCAGCAGCAGUCCAGAGCUAUAGCCAGCAGCAGUCCAGAGCUAUAGCCAGCAGCAGUCCAGAGCUAUAGCCAGCAGCAGUCCAGAGCUAUAGCCAGCAGCAGUCCAGAGCUAUAGCCAGCAGCAGUCCAGAGCUAUAGCCAGCAGCAUCAGUCCAGAGCUAUAGCCAGCAGCAUCAGUCCAGAGCUAUAGCCAGCAGCAUCGUCCAGAGCUAUAGCCCAGCAUCAGUCCAGAGCUAUAGCCAGCAUCAGUCCAGAGCUAUAGCCAGCAUCAGUCCAGAGCUAUAGCCAGGCAUCAGUCCAGAGCUAUAGCCAGCAGUCCAGAGCAUCCAGAGCUAAUAGCCAGCAUACAGCAGAGCAUAGCCAGCAGCAUCAGUCCAGAGCUAUAGCCAGCAGCACAGUCCAGAGCUAUAGCAGCAGCAAGUCCAGAGCUAUAGUCAGCAGCAGUCCAGAGCUAUAGCCGUAGCAGUCUAGAGCUAUAGCCAGCAGAUCAGUUUCAGAGCUAUAGCCAGCAGCAGUCCAGAGCUAUAGCCAGCAGCAGUCCAGAGCUAUAGCCAGCCAUCAGUCCAGAGCUAUAGCCAGCAGUAGUCCAGAGCUAUAGCCAGCAGCAGUCCAGGUAGCACAGCAUCGUACCGAGCUAGCCAGCAGCAUCCAAGCUCCAGCAAUAGCCGAGCUAUAGCCAGCUCCAGAGCUAUAGCCAGCAGCAGUCCAGAGCUAUAGCCAGAGCAGUCCAGAGCUAUCCAGCAGCAUCAGUCCAGAGCUUAAGCCAGCAGCAUCAGUCCAGAGCUUAGCCAGCAGCAUCAGUCCAGAGCUAUAGCCAGCAGCAGCAUUCUAGAGCUAUAGCCAGGCAUCAGUCCAGAGCUAUAGCCAGCACAGUCCAGAGCAUCAGAGCAGCCAGCAGCCAGACUAUAGCCAGCAGCAGUCCAGAGCAUAGCCAGCAGCAUGUCCAGAGCUAUAGCAGCAGCAGUCCAGAGCAUAGCCAGCAGCAGUCCAGAGCUAUAGCCAGCAGCAGUCAGAGCUAUAGCCAGCAGCAGUCCAGAGCUAUAGCCAGCAGCAGUCCAGAGCUAUAGCCAGCAGCAUCAGUCCAGAGCUAUAGCCAGCAGCAGUCCAGAGCUAUAGCAGCAGCAUCGGGUCCAGAGCUAUAGCCAGCAGCAUCAGUCCAGAGCUAUAGCAGCAGCAGUCAGAGCUUAGCCAGCAGCAUCCAGAGCUAUAGCCAGCAGCAUCAGUCCAGAGCUAUAGCCAGCAGCAUCAGUCCAGAGCUAUAGCCAGCAGCAUCAGUCCAGAGCAAUAGCCAGCAGCAGUCCAGAGCUAUAGCCAGCAGCAGUCCAGAGCUAUAGCCAGCAGCAUCAGUCUAGAGCUAUAGCCAGCAGCAUCAGUCCAGAGCUAUAGCCAGCAGCAUCAGUCCAGAGCUAUAGCCAGCAGCAGUCCAGAGCUAUAGCCAGCAGCAGUCCAGAGCUAUAGCCAGCAGCAGCCCACUCAGACACUCUCUGACUCACCACGCUGCUCAGAGAAGAGAGUGUCGUGCCCCAGCAAAGAAAGAACAAACCACUUGCACUCCCACACUUACACUCACACUCUCUCCCUCCCUCACACACACACACAAACACAGGAGCAUUCAGGAAAAACAACUAAUUAACUAGACAUUAUCCAUCGAUCGAUCGAGAGAGAGAGAGAGAGAGAGAGAGAGAGAGAGAGAGAGAGAGAGAGAGAGAGAGAGAGAGAGAGAGGAGAUGGGUAAACAAUGUAACAGUGAAUAUUUCUAUAUGUUUGUAAAGUGUGCUGAAAUUCUCCAGUCCGGUGUAAACAGAUAUAUUGUCUACUGCCCUGGGUAGUAUUGCCUUUCUGGCCCAGACCUUGUGAUUGACAUGACUGUGGCCUCCAGCCUGAACACUGAGCAUUCAAUAUACUGAAAUGAAAACCUAGUAAAACUCUACCUGUGUGUCUUUUUGUCUCCUCUUUCACCUUUGACCUGAAGCAACUUCCUUACAAGAUGAACCUUUCAGACCAGGUACAGAGCCAGCAAACAGCCACAUACAACACCUACUAAACCCCUCGAUCUGUUGGCGCACAUCAAUGUGGAGCAUUUCACUCACAGUGGCUUUGUGUGUGUGUGUGUGUGUGUGUGUGUGUGUGUGUGUGUGUGUGUGUGUGUUGCAGAGUUCCAUUGAGGAGGAGCAGCAGCUGAACAAGAACCAGUCUCUAUUAGAGAGCCAACACCACCACCUGCUGCAUUGUCUGGAGAAAACCACAGUGAGCACACACACACACACACACAACCACAGUGAUUACACACACACACACACACAAAAACAACAACAGUGAGUACACACGCACACACAAAAAAACACAGUGAGUACACACACACACAAAAAACCACAGUGAGUACACACACAAAAAACCACGGUGAGGGCCUCCCGAGUGGCGCUGCGGUCUAAGGCACUGCAUCGCAGUGCUUGAAGCGUCACUACAGACCCGGGUUCGAUCCUGGGAUGUGUCGCAGCCGGCCGCGACCGGGAGACCCUUGAGGCGGCACACAAUUGGCCCAGCGUCGUCCGGGUUAGGUGAGGGUUUGGGCGGCCGGGAUAUCCUUGACCCAUCAUGCUCUAGCCGACUCCGUGUGGCGGGCCGGGCGCAUGCACGCUGACUUUGGUCGCCAGUUGUACGGUGUUUCCUCCGACACAUUGGUGCGGCUGGCUUCCGGGUUAAGCGAGCAGUGCGGCUUGGCAGGGUCGUGUUUUGGAGGACGCAUGGCUCUCGACCUUCGCCUCUCCCGAGUCCGUACAGGAGUUGCAGCGAUGGAACAAGACUAACUACCAAUUGGGGAGAAAAAGAUUUUAAAAAAUAAACACAGUGAGUACAUGUACACACACACACACAAAACCAUGGUGAGUACAAACAUAAACACACACUUCACUGACAAGCACAUAAAACAAGAAAAAAACUCAAUGUUAAAUAUCUUUUGUUUCUUAUCAACUGUAAAAUAAUAUUGCAACAUGUUUCCAGUUUACUUCAAUACCGUGAACAUUGAACUAGCACUGAGCAUUCUGCUGUAAUAUGCUGUCCGACACACUGGGUCUUCCAUGGGCAAUAGUGGCAUGUUCAUCUGAUGUACAGGCUGAGAUUAGAUAGGGUCUUGUCCAUACUACUAUAAGGAAUUGUCAAUUUCAGGCUAGAGCAGCGGGCAUGUAAUGAUGCCUUAUAGAAGAACACUGGGUCCUGUAGUGAACAAGCCUGGGUUCAACACAGAAUGCUACCAACCCCAAUGGACAUGAAUUUGAGAUAAAUGAUGUGUUUUUCAGAUGUCCCUACUCUUCUCUUUCAGGGACGUGGAGCAGCCGCGACAAGACGAGCGAGAGCGAGAGAACAAAUUGAGAGCGAGCGAGAAAAACAAGCCUCGCACCACCAAAAACGAGCCAAAAGAAAGCAUAAAAGAACCAAGAGACGACAACCCGAAAACGAGCAAACAAAUGAGAGACCCGCCAACAAAGAGAACACACACAAAUCGACCGAAAACGCCUCAAACUCGCUCCUCGCUCUCUCCCCCCUUUCUCCUCAACUCUCCCCUCUCCUUCUCUCCCACUCUCCCCUCUCUCUUCCCUUUCUCUUCCCCUCUCUCUUCCCACUCUCUCCCCCUAUCUUCCCCCUCUCUCUCUCCCCUCUCUCUCUCUCCCCUCUCUGUAGAAUCAUGAGUUUGCAGAUGAGCAGUGUUAUGAGCAGAGCUACCUGGAGGGGGCACUCCAGAGCUACCCGUCUCAAAGCCCCUCCCUCUCCAGCCAAGAAGGCAUGACGGGCACCUGCUGUACCCGCCGCUCCAAGAGGAACCACGCCCCUUUACCCAACUCCAGUAUGCCCACGUGCGCUCUCACACACCCCCUCACACACACACACCCUCAUCAUAACCUGCAGGAGCUCAGCACCAUUCACAUCCAGCCGCUCAACACCAGGUGAGCUUUAAGCACUUGCCAUAAGUCAGGUUUAACACUAAACAUGGUAAUAUUAUCAGGGCUAUUACUACUGACCCAUAGUCAGUCCAAUGGUUAAAACAAGCCCAUACUGUGAGCUUAUGCUAUGAACAAAAUAAUUAAUUGGUUGACACCCAAGUCCAUUACUAAAGACAAUGAUAUCUAGAAUGCCAAAUGGCUGUUAAUUUCUCUCUGAUGUUUUGCUAUUCUCCAGUGAUGCUGGUAUGUCAGGUGCUAACAAAUGACUAAUCCCUGUCAUAGUGUAUUACAUUUUGUCUUUCAUGGGCUCAGCAGCAAUAUACCUUCCUCUGUCAUUUCACUUGAUUUUAUUAAUUCUGUCAUAUUAUGUUCCUCUUUUGCAAAUGACUAUGAAUUAACGGACGUAUUUCCUAAAACUUGUCAAUAUUAAACAUCAUAUUAAGGUGUGGGACGUUAAUUAGAACUGUUAAGGCUCCAUGGGUUGAUGAGGAAUUGAAAAACUGUAUGGUUGAAAGAGAUUGGGCAAAAGGAGUGGCUAAUAAGUCUGGCUGCACAUCUGGCUGGCUGAUUUACUGCAAAUUGAGAAAUUAUGUGACUAAACUUAACAAAAAGAAGAAUAAAUGGUAUUAUGAAGCCAAGAUCAAUGAUAUAAAGAAUGAUGGAAAUUCAACUCCAUCUUUCAUUGAAUCUGAUGGCUUAUUCAUCACAAAACCAUUUGAUGUUGCCAAUUAUUUUAAUGAUUACUUCAUUGGCACAGUGGGCAAACUUAAGCAGGAAAUGCCAACAACGAACAGUGAGCCAUCGUAUUCAUGAAUAAAAUAAAAUAAACAAAAUGAAUGAAAAGCAUUGUAAGUUUGAAUUCUGUAAAGUUAGUGUGUGACAGGUGGAAAAAUUAUUGUUAUCGAUCAAUAAUGACAAACCUCCUGGCAUUGACAAUUUAGAUGGAAGGCUACUGAGGAUGGUAGCUGACUAUGGCCACUCCUAUCUGUCAUAUCGUUAAUCUGAGUCUAGAGGAAGGUUUUUCCACAGGCCUGGAGGGAAGCCAAACUCAUUCCGCUACCCAAGAGUGGUAAAGCGGCCUUUACUGGUUCUAACAGCAGACCCAAUCAGCUUGCUGCCAGCUCUUAGCAAACUGUUGGAAAAAAUUGUAUUGACCAAAUACAAUGCUAUUUCUCUGUAAACAAAUUGACAACAGACUUUCAGCAUGCUUAUAGAGAAGGGCACUCAACAUGUAUUGUACUGACACAAAUAACUGAUGAUUGGUUGAAAGAAAUUGAUAAUAAGAAGACUGUGGGAGCUGUACUGUUAGAUUUCAGUGCAGCCUUUGAUAUUAUUGACCAUAACCUGUUAUUUUUAAUGCCUUUUCAACUUCUGCCAUAUCGUGGAUUCAGAGCCAUCCAUCUAAUAGAACUCAGAGCGUUUUCAUUUAAUGGAAGCGUCUCUAAUGUCAAACAUGUAGGGUGUGGUGUACCGCAGGGCAGUUCUCUAGGCCCUCUACUUUUUUAUAUUUUUACCAAUGACAUGCCACUGGCAUUAAACAAAGCCUGUGUGUCCAUGUAUGCUGAUGAUUCAACCAUAUGUCUCAGCUACCACAGCUAAUGAAGUCACUGAAACCCUUAACAAAGAGUUGCAGUCAGUUUUGGAAUGAGUGGCCAGUAAUAAACUGGCCUUGAACAUCUCUAAAACUAAGAGCAUUGUAUUUGGUACAAAUCAUUGCUCUAGACCUCAGCUGAAUCUGGUAAUGCAUGGUGUGGUUGUUGAACAAGUUGAGGAGACUAAAUUACUUGGUGUAAUCUUAGAUUGUAAACUGUCAUGUCAAAACAUAUAGAUUAAAUGGUUGUAAAGAUGGGGAGAGGUCUGUCCGUAAUGACGAGAUGUUUUUUUGACACAGCACUCCACAUAGCAAGUCCUGCAGGCUCUAGUUGUGUAUUAUCUUGAUUCUUGUCCAGCCAUGUGGUCAAGUGCUGCUAAGAAAGACCUAGUUAAGCUGCAGCUGGCCCAGAUCAAAGCAGCACAUCUUGCUCUUCAUUGUAAUCAGAAGGCUACUAUACAUACUAAGCAUGCCAGUCUCUAUUUGGCUAAGAAUUGACGAGAGACUGACUGCAUUACUUCUUCUUUUCAUAAGAAACAUAUUGUGUUGAAAAUUACAAAUUGUUUAUAUAGUCAACUAAUGCACAGCUCUGACACACACACUUACACUGCCAGACAUGCCACCAGGGGUCUUUUCAUAGUCUCCAAAUCCAGAACAAAUUCAAGAAAGUGUACAGUAUUAUAUAGAGCCAUUAUUGCAUUGAACUCCCUUCCAUAUCAUAUUGCUCAAAUGAACAGCAAACCUGGUUUUAAAAUGUUGUGUGUACGUAUUGAUAUGUAGGCUAUGUGUGCCGUUUUAAAAUGUAUAUAGUUCUGUCCUUGAGCUGUUCUUGUCUAUUAAUGUUCUGUAUUAUGUAAUGUUUCAUGUUUUGUGUGGACCCCAGGAAGAGUAGCUGCGGCUUUCGCAACAGCUAAUGGGGAUCCAAAUAAAAUAAAAUAAAUAAAUAAAUAUUGUAAAAAGAAAUAACUAGCAGGUCUACUAUGCUCAAGGAGCUAGAAUUUGUCAGUCCACAAUUCAGCUGUGGGAACAUGGCGUCUCUCAAUACCAGACAACAGAAAGAGCUGGCCGGUACUAUACGAGAGAUUGUUCUUGAAGAGAUUACCUCUGCCCUCGAUUUACAAUUAAAACCGGUAAAUGAAUCAUUGGCAGUGAUCACUGCUAAAGUGGAUAGCUAUCCGAAGUGAAAAGUCUGGAGAGGAUAGCCAAUGCGACAGACUUGGAAACAGCGCAAACUAGGUUGGAAGGGAUAAUCAAACUCCUAAAAGAGAAGAUGUAAUUCAAUGUGCGGGUUACAGGACUUGAAACUGUUGUGGAAGCGGGCAACCCAACUUCCUUCAUGAGCAAUCUUUUCUAUGAACUGUCUGGGCAGGAGAAGCUGGGUCCCAUGCCACUGAUUAACAUUGCGCGUCGCACAGGUCCUCUCCAGAAUGGAUCUUGUGUAUGAUUGUACGGAUCCACAGCUUUGCAGUCAAGCCGUGAAUUGUUCGAUUUGCAAACUAAUCCAGGGGUCUGACCUACACUAGCAGUCAAAAGUUUGGACACACCUACUCAUUCAAGGCUUUUUCUAUAUUUUUACAUUGUAGAAUAAUAGUGAAGACAUCAAAACUAUGAAAUAACACAUAUGAAAUCAUAAAGUAACCAACAAAGUGUUAAAUCAAAAUAUAUUUUAUAUUUGAGAUUCUUCAAAUAGCCACCCUCUGCCUUGAUGACAGCUUUGCACACACUUGGCAUUCUCUCAACCAGGUUCAUGAGAUAGUCACCUGGAGUGCAUUUCAAUUAACAGAUGUGCAUUCUUAAAAGUUAAUUUGUGGAAUUUCUUUCCUUCUUAAUGCUUUUGAGCCAAUCAGUUGUGUUGUGACAAGGUAGGUGGGUAUACAGAAGAUAGCCCUAUUUGGUAAAAGACCAAGUCCAUAUUAUGUCAAGAACAGCUCAAAUAAGCAAUAGAAACAACAGUCCAUCAUUACUUUGGACACGAAGGUCAGUCAAUACGGAACAUUUCAAGAACUUUGAAAGUUUCUUCAAGUGCAGUGGCAAAAAACAUCAAGCGCUAUGAUGAAACUGGCUCUCAUGAGGACCGGUACAGGAAUGGAAGACCCAGAGUUACCUCUGCUGCAAAGAAUAAGUUCAUUAGAGUUACCAGCCUCAGAAAUUGCAGCCCAAAUAAAUGCUUCACAGAGUUCAAGUAACAGACACAUCUCAACAUCAACUGUUCAGAGGAGACUGUGUGAAUCAGGCCUUCAUGGUUUAAUUACUGCAAAUAAACCACUACUAAAGGACACCAAUAAGAAGAAGAGACUUGCUUUGGCCAAGAAACAUGAGCAAUGGACAUUAGUCCUUUGGUCUGGAAUCCAAAUUGGAGAUUUUUGGUUCCAACCGCCGUGUCUUUGUGAGACGCGGUGUGGGUGAACGGAUGAUCUCUGCAUGUGUAUCUCCCACCGUAAAGCAUGGAGGAGGUGGUGUUAUGGUGUGGGGGUGCUUUGCUGGUGACACUGUCUGUGAUUUAUUUAGAAUUCAAGGCACACUUAACCAGCAUGGCUACCACAGCAUUCUGCAGUGAUACGCCAUCCAAUCUGGUUUGGGCUUAGUGGGACUAUCAUUUGUUUUUCAACAGGACAAUUACCCAACACACCUCCAGGCUGUGUAAGGGCUAUUUUACCAAGAAGGAGAGUGAUGGAGUGCUGCAUCAGAUGACCUGGCCUCCACAAUCCCCCAACCUCCACCCAAUUGAGAUGGUUUGGGAUGAGUCGGACCGCAGAGUGAAGGAAAAGCAGCCAACAAGUGCUCAGCAUAUGUGGGAACUCCUUCAAGACUGUUGGAAAAGCAUUCCAGGCGAAGCUGGUUGAGAGAACGCCAAUAGUGUGCAAAGCAGUCAUCAAGGCAAAAGGUGGCUAUUUGAAGAAUCUGAUUUGUUUAACACUUUUUUGCUUACUACAUGAUUCCAUGUGUUAUUUCAUAGUUUUGAUGUCUUCACUAUUAUUCUACAAUGUAGAAAAUAGUAAAAAUAAAGAAAAACCCUUGAAUGAGAAUGUGUCCAAACUUUUGACUGGUACUGUAUGUAGGGAAGUGGAUCAGCAUCUACCCAGACCUGUGUGCCGAACUGCUAAAACAGAGGGAGAUCCACAAAGAGGUGAGAUCCCAGCUACGCGAGCUAAACCUUCAUCCACCCGACAAAACAUAUCUUUCCCUUCCAGAAUACAACACACACAUUUUCUACUGCCAAGGAAGCUAAAGACUUCUUCGAUAAGCACAUCUAGUCCAACACACAAAGUGACGAGCUGACAGAUCUAGGCUAACCCCAAUUCGGCUGGCUCAAUAUUCAGGUUUGCUAUCCACACACAAUCACGCUAUGGCUGUGAUGCUGCCAUAGGACAACGAUGAGGAAGCCCUCUCAAUUGGGUAAAAGGAACACUAUUUUUAUUAAUGCUGAACAUUGGACUUCGUUGUUAUUAUAUUGUCUAUGUUCCAGGACAUUUAGACAUUGAUGACUCCACGCCAAUUAAUGAACAAUGGAUAAUAUAUUGAAGUGCCAUACAAUGAAGUGCUAUACAGACUGGGGCUGCUUCCUUGUGGGGCUACAGCACAUUGCAUCCCUAUGGAUUAAACUCCUUACGAUAGAUAGCCAGUCCCAUAUGGGCUUCCACACAAUUCCUUUUUGCUUGUUUUUUUUUCUUUCUUCCUAUGUUUAAGCUAAUUUAGACCAUAUUGCUAAUAAAAAUGAGGAUAUUCUAGUUUUUCUUAGACUAAAGAAAAGCUCCCACCCAAAAAAAAAAAAUGGGUGGGGAAUGACCAAUGGGUGUAGGUCCUGCUUUUUGUUUUAUAUCCAUGGGCUUAUUAACACUGAAGAUAAUAAUUACAUCAUUAAUAAUCCUUAUUUUUUAUGGCAAUGCUAGCUAUUCACUCUUGGAAUGUGAAAGGCCUAAACUCACCAAUUAAACGUUCCCGCUAUCUUGAUAUCCUAGCAAGAAACCACAUUGAUAUAGUAAUGUUCCAAGAAAUCCAUCUGCUCCAAAAGGACAUGCAAAAGGACAAACUGGCUGCUUUUUCAUCAGCCCCAAACAAAGCUAAAGUUGUAAUCAUAAUUAACUCAAAAUCACCAUCUUGGGUAAAGGCGAAGACCAAGGUAGAAUCACUUUCCUUAAAUGUAUCCAUAAUGAAAAGAAAAGUGCCUUUAUUAAUGUGUAUGCUCCAAAUUAAUAUGAUUCAUAUUCAGGUUUUUUAUUAUUUGAACAGCAUAUUGUUAGAAUUAACUGAAUUCCAACUAGUUAUUGGGACAGACAUAAAUGCCAUUCUGGACAUAUCUAAUAAGACCAACUACAAUCCAUAGGCAACCAAGGCUCUCCAACAUAUACUCUCUGAUUACAACCUCAUUGACGCCUGGCGAGCUCAUAACCCUAAAGCAAAAGAGGACACUUUCUAUUCAAACAGGCACAAAACAUUCUCCCGAAUUGAUUUCAUACUAUUAUCUUCUUUAAUCAAGAAAAUAGAAAUUCGACCUAUGAGCAUAUCUGAUCAUCAUGCCUAUUACUGCCAGAUAAACAUUUCAGAGUCUCCUAAAUGAGCCACAAGAAAGCGCUUUAAUGUUUCCUUACUAUAAAAUUCUACUUUCUGUGAACAAUUUGAAACUGAAUUGAAUAAUUAAUUAUGAUUCACAAAAAUUCAGUCGAUGAUCCUUGGAUUUUAUGGGACCCCAUUAAAAGGUUUAAUUGAAAACAAUGCAACUGCAUUUGCAUCUUGGCUGAAUAAAUCACAAUUCAAGAAGAUAUCAGAUUUGGAAAAGUUGCUAACGACAUUAGAGCGUUCUCAACAAACACUUUUUUCAAACCAGGUAGCAACUCUUUUCAAAGUCAAGACAGAACUACAUCUAUUGAUAAGACAGAGAUGAGAAUUUGCCAUCCAUUGAGUUAGACUCAACCACUACUUCCAUGGUAACCAACCCAGUCGUCUACUGGCUAACGCGCUUCGCAGUCAUGAUCAAUUAGCGGAUAUUGCAACUAUUCAAUCUGAAUCAAGUUAAAUACUAUCUGAACCUAAAUUAAUUAACCAAAGAUGAUCCCAUUUCUAUAAAGAAUUUACACCUCUGAUUGUAAAUCCACACCAAGCCAGAUUGAGUCAUUUUUUAAAAGAAAUAAGAACUUCUCUCAACUGAGGAAGCUGGCUUGCUGGGAGCCCACAUGUCUCUCCAUUAACCUUAAAAGGGCAUUGGAUAACAUGAAUAAAGGAAAAUCACCUGGUUGUGAUGGUAUUCCUCCUGAGGUCUAUUUUAAAAAAGGUAAGGAGGACACCCAGUGCUCUCACUAUCGCCCUCUAUCUUUGAUCAAAUAAAUUAUGUCGUCCCAUCUGGAAGUUGGUACAUCUGGACCAAAGCAAAGUUUGUUAAAAAACUAUUAUCCUCAGAUACUCUCUGUCGUCUAUUACAUAUCUUACAUGCUUCAUCAGAAACUAAAGCUCCUUGGGCAGUUCUAUCUCUUGACAUAGAAAAAGCUUUUGAUAGACUAGAAUGGUCAUAUCUUUGGUCAGUUUUGGAACAUAUGGGACUUUGCUCUAAUUGUAUUAAUGUGAUUAUAAUACUAUAUGCCAAUCCCUCAGCCAUAGUAAUAACAGGCAAUGCCUGCUAUGUUCCGCUCAGAAUAACUAGAAGUAGCAGGCAAGGUGAUCCCAUCUCACCUCUGCUAUUUUUAUUGUCUAUGGAGCCCCUGGCCCAGGCAAUUCGACAAUCAAAAGAAAUUAGACCAAUAUCUCUCAAUUCUACAGAUCAUGUAAUCUCAUUAUACGGCGAUGAUAUCUUACUUUAUCUAGACAAUGUAUUUCAAUCCCUCCCAAAAGAUCAGAAGAUCAUAGACAAUUUCAGCUCUAUCUCAAGUUAUAAAAUAAAUCGAACCAAAUCUGACCUACUGCCUCAAGACCCCGAUGCAGGACUACAUCUCUACUUAUGGAAUCCCAAUCAUAUCCCAUUUUAAAUAUUUGGGAAUAGAUAUAUUUCCUUCCUUAGAUAAAACCAUUGUCAAAAACUUUAAAGGGAAAUGUCAAAAAUGUUCAACUUCAUAUUUGUAAUCUCCAGCACCAUCCCAACAUCAACAUAUGUGAAAAUGGUGCGUUUCCAUGUUUUGCAGUAAAAAAGAUAGAGGAAGAUACAUUAAAUGUUUCCAUUGACAUUAUCAAUCAAUUACUAGAUUUGUAGGCAAUACCUACUCAUAAUUGGUUAAAAUCACAUAAUGCACAUUGGAUGAUGUCAUUGGAAACACUUAUCUUCCUCUAUCUUUUUUACUACAAAACAUGGAAAUCUCAAACCAAUUCAAUUAGACCUCAGUAGAUGGACUAAUAUCCCAGUUGCUUUAACCGGACGAAUAUCUGUUGUCAAAAUGAAUAUAUUGCCACGGCUGAAUUUCUGUAGUUCUAUGCUUCCCUUGUCUCCCCUUCUGGCUGUUGGGAUUAAAUCCAUAGUGCGGUUUAAAAAUGUAUAUGGCAAGGUAAGCGAGCCCGGAUAAAAUUAACAAACUUUCAAAGGGGGGAAGACGUAGGAGGACUAUCUGUACCAAACUUUAAAUUGUAUUUCCAGGCACUAGCAUUUCGUCCCAUCCUAAAUUGGUUUAGACAUGAUUCUUCCAUCCCCUGGCUGAAUAUAGAGAUAAAUAUGGUGUCUCCUAUUGCCCUGGAAGAGGUGGUCUUCCCUAAUAUAUCAAUCAAACAAUCCAAACUACGCUUUGGUCCUAUUAUUGCUCACGCAAUUUCUAUUUGCCGCAAAAUUUCUAUACAAUGUAACUGGGAAUCAAAAUGGCAUGCCCAUACUCCAAUAUUUCACAAUAGCGCCUUGCGAUGUGGAGGGCGGCCUUUUGCAACCCCCCAAUGGUCCAAAUGUGGAAUUCGUACCCUUGCCGAUAUCAUGUACAGUAAUGGUUUGAGAACAUUCCAAGACUUGAAAGACACAUACACAUUACCGGGCAAAUCAAUUUUUUUCUAUAUUUACAACUUAGGACAGCUUUAUAAAUAAAUUAUCUGGGCUCCCGAAAGGACUGAUCUUAAUAAUAUAUAAACAACUUUGGAAAGCUCAUAUUCUGAGCUAGCCAUUAAAAAAGUAUGGUCCACAGAUCUAAUUGAAUCUGAACAAACCUUUAACUGGAACAGAAUGAGGAAAAAUAUGACCUUGGCAUCCCGUAAUCCGAACCAUCAAUUUAUAACUGUUACGUUCCUUCACAGACUGUAUUUAACACCACGUUUUAAGAUGAGAUUGGCCCCAACUCCCAACUGUUCACUGUGUCCCCUAAAUCAGGUAGGCACAUUCCUCCAUAUGAUGUUCGAGUUCGCACUCCACACUGCCCUUUCCCACCUGGACAAAAGGAACACCUAUGUGAGAAUCCUGUUAAUUGACUACAGCUCAGCGUUCAACACCAGUGCCCACAAAGCUCAUCACUAAGCUAAGGACCCUGGGACUAAACACCUCCCUCUGCAACUGGAUCCUGGAAUUCCUGACGGGCCGCCCCCAGGUGGUAAGGGUAGGCAACAACACGUCUGCCACGCUGAUCCUCAACACUGGGGCCCCUCAGUGGUGCGUGCUUAGUCCCCUCCUGUACUCCCUGUUCACCCACGACUGCGUGGCCAAACACGAAUCCAACACCUUAAUUAAGUUUGCUGACGACGCAACAGUGGUAGGCCUGAUCACUGACAACGAUGAGACAGCCUAUAGGGAGGAGGUCAGAGACCUGGCAGUGUGGUGCCAGGACAACAACCUCUCCCUCAAUGUGAGCAAGACAAAGGAGCUGAUCGUGGACUACAGGAAAAGGCGGGCCAAACAGGCCCCCAUUAACAUUGACGGGGCUGUAGUGGAGCGGGUCGAGAGUUUCAAGUUCCUUGGUGUCCACAUCACCAACAAACUAUCAUGGUCCAAACACACCAAGACAGUCGUGAAGAAUGCAUGACAACACCUUUUCCCCCUCAGGAAACUGAACAGAUUUGGCAUGGGUCCCCAGAUCCUCAAAAAGUUAUACAGAUGUACCAUCGAGAGCAUCCUGACCGGUUGCAUCACCGCCUAGUAUGGCAACUGCUCUGCAUCUGACCAUAAGGCGCUACAAAGGGUAGUGCAUACGGCCCAGUACAUCACUGGUGCCAAGCUUCCUGCCAUCCAGGACCUAUAUACUAGGCGGUCAGAGGAAAGCCCAAAAAAUUGUCAAAGACUCCAGUCACCCAAGUCAUAGACUGUUCUCUCUGCUACCGCACAGCAAGCAGUACCGGAGCGCCAAGUCUAGGACCAAAAGGCUCCUUAACAGCUUCUACACCCAAGCCAUAAGACUGCUGAACAAUUAAUAAAAUGGCCACCCAGACUAUUUACCUUGACACACCCCCCCCCCCAUUUGUUUUUACACUGCUGCUACCCGCUGUCUAUUAUCUAUGCAUAGUCACUUUACCACUACCUGUACAAAUUACCUCAACUAACCUGUACCCCCGCACAUUGACUCAGUACCGCUACCCCCUGUAUAUAGCCUCGUUAUUGUAAUUUGAUUGUGUUACUUUAGUUUAGUUGGUAAAUAUUUUCUUAAGUCUUUCUUUAACUGCAUUGUUGGUUAAGGGCUUGUAAGUAAGCAUUUCACGGUAAGGUCUACACCUGUUGUAUUUGGCGCAUGUGACAAUUAAAGUUUGAUUUGAUUUGAGUGUCCUGCAGUUAAAUGCUUCUGGAGCAAAGUUACACAAUUAAUUUCAAAGUGCAUUAUUAGGUACACCCAUCUAGUACCAUGUAGGACCCCCCUUUGGCUCCAGAACAGCCUGAAUUCUUAGUGGCAUGGAAACUUUGCUCAAUUAGUAUCAAGGGACCUAAUGUGUGCUAGGAAAACAUUCCCCACACCAUUGCCCCACCACCACCAGCCUGUACCGCUGACACCAGGCAGGAUGAGGCCAUGGACUCAUGCUGCUUAGGCCAAAUCCUGACUCUGUCUUCAGCAUGACGCAACAGGAACUUGGAUUUGUCAGAUCAGGCGACAUUUUUCCACUCCUCAAUUGUCCAGUGUUGGUGAUUGCGUGCCCACUGGAUGGAGACAUGUUGGCUGGGUGGGGUUGGGGGAAUGGGAUGGGAUAGGAGGUUGGGGGUGGAGGCACACAAAAAAAGAUAUAUAUAUUCCUGUUUAUACUGAAUUUAUUAUUUAUUAUUAAACUGUGUGUAUUUCUUAGUUUUUAUUUUAUUUUGAGUGGCAGCGACAUUUUUCCACUCCUCAAUUGUCCAGUGUUGGUGAUCGCGUGCCCACUGGAUGGAGACAUGUUGGCUGGGUGGGUUUGGGGGAAUGGGAUGGGAGGUUGGGGGUGGAGGCCCCCACAUAAUUUUUUUCUAUUCCUGUUUAUACUGAAUUUAGUAUUUAUUAUUAAACUAUGUGUAUUUCUUAGUUUUUAUUUUGAGUGGCAGCCUAUGGGUACAGGUUUUAUAAAUGGAUAAUGUGAAAUGGAUAACAUACCUGUAACCUCCCAACAAAAAAAUAACAAAACAAAUACAAAUUUGGUCUCCAAAAAAUAUGUUCCUCAUACCCUCCUCUUUCUUUCUCUCCAGUCGCUCCAGUCUGAACAUGCGUGUGGACGAACCCGCGCGCCUCAACUGCCAGAGCGGCAGGAUUACCACUGCAAUCAUCAGCAUUCCGACGCCCCCAGCGACCACUCCUGUGGGCGACGCCUACCCUCCACCCCCUGGCCCCGCCCACCCUCCACCCCCUGGCCCCGCCCACCCUCCACCCCCUGGCCCCGCCCUUCAGAACGUUGUGAAGGUGUCUGCGCUGUGA
Coregonus sp. 'balchen' is the source of this 20465-nucleotide messenger RNA. The record is from the annotation of a GenBank genome assembly. Lineage: Eukaryota; Metazoa; Chordata; Actinopteri; Salmoniformes; Salmonidae.